This is a messenger RNA of Aethina tumida (small hive beetle), 3412 nucleotides long. Its product is annotated as mannosylglucosyl-3-phosphoglycerate phosphatase. The transcript is spliced from 10 exons. The coding region runs from base 381 to 2318 and encodes 645 amino acids. Gene Ontology annotation, biological process: nucleotide catabolic process. NCBI's taxonomy places the organism in Eukaryota, Metazoa, Arthropoda, Insecta, Coleoptera, Nitidulidae. Gene Ontology annotation, molecular function: hydrolase activity. The record is from RefSeq and is a predicted model, not a curated record.
GUAAAACACUAAAAUUUUUCCAUUUAAACACGAUUAAAAUCGAACAGCCCAACAUCACGAACCACGUGAAUAAAUCAGUGGUCGUAAUUUGUAAUAAGCAACGCAUCGAGUUACAGCACUUCUACAUAAAAAACUGUGUUAAUUAUUAACGAGCAGGCAUUUGCCCACAUUUAAAUGAGCCCCAUUGCAUCCUCAUAGACACAGCCCCGUGCAAUUUGUUGCGAGGACUCAUAAAAUAAAAUAUCCAUACAAGUUAGCGUAAGUUUGUCGUCCAGCGACAUGCAGUAAUCGUUUUUGGUGUGAACUGGUUCAUCAAUGAGUUGAAUCCUAAUUACUAACUGACUAAUUUUGAACAAUUUAAUACUUUCAAUUCGAUAAAUAUGGCAAGUUUUGCGGCACAGGCAGCAUUGAGGGCGAAAUGGAGCUCCUUAGUGGAGGAACACAGUAUUGAAGUGCCUCCUGAAGUCACAAGUAAAGUAACAAGCGUUGUUGGAUGGUUGAAACAGGCUUCUCUGGAGGUAAGAGCUGCGGGUAGAAGAGCGGUGAACACAUUGUCCGGCUCCGCGAUGUCACAGAAUCUCGUUAUUUUACAUUUCAACGACGUUUAUAAUGUCGAAUCGCGGCCCAAACCAGAACCGGUCGGUGGUGCAGCAAGAUUUUGCACUGCGAUUAAAAGUUUUCAGCAUCUCCAACCACUCAUACUGUUUAGUGGUGAUGCAUUUUCCCCCAGCAUGCUAAGCACGUUUACCAAAGGAGAACAAAUGGUCCCAGUCCUCAACGAAAUAGGUACCCACUGUGCUGUCCUCGGGAAUCACGAUUUUGACCAUGGUUUAGAGGUGCUAUCGCAAUGGGUCACCCAGUCAGAUUUUCCUUGGCUUAUGUCCAACGUUUUGGACAACGAAACUGGUCGACCACUCGGUGAAGGCCGAAUAACACACGUUGUUCAUUGGGCCGGUCACAGAGUAGGUUUAAUAGGUCUGGUGGAAAAGGAGUGGUUAGACACCUUAGCAACAAUUAAUCCUGAAGAGGUCACGUUCCUGGAUUUCGUGGAAGCUGGUCAAAAGCUUGCGGCUCAACUGAAACAAGAAGGGUGCGAUUAUGUUAUAGCCUUAACUCACAUGCGAACGCCUAAUGAUGUGAAACUGGCGGAAAACACGGAGGACAUAGAUUUAAUUCUUGGAGGACAUGAUCAUGUAUACGAGAUUAGAAAGGUUAAUGAAAAGUAUGUGAUAAAAAGCGGCACGGACUUUAGACAGUUCAGUAAAAUUGUUAUUAAUUUUGAAAAACCCGGAAUACCAGAAGUAUUAAUUGAAGAAGUUAAUGUGACUUCCCAGUUUCCAGAAGAUGUCAAACUUAAGGAAAAACUGGAAAAGUAUACGAGUAUUGUAGAAGGAAAGAUGGACGAAGUGUUGGGUUGUUUUUCUGUUCCCCUCGAUGGGAGGUUCACAUCAAUUAGAACUGCCGAAUCAAAUUUAGGAAAUUGGGUUUGCGAUGUGGUCUUGGCAGCAACUGGUGCUGAUUUAGUUAUAUUAAAUUCAGGGACUUUUAGAUCAGACCAAGUUCACCCGGCUGGAGACUUUACGAUGCGUGAUUUAACAAAUAUUAUUCCAAUGAGAGAUCCUUUAGUUGUUCUGAAAGUUACAGGUCAACAGUUAUUGGAAACAUUAGAAAAUGGAGUAUGUAUGUAUCCCAAACUUGAGGGUAGAUUUCCUCAAGUGGCAGGCGUAAGUUUUGCCUUUGACCCCAGUAAACCUCAAGGCAAAAAGGUUGAUCCAAAUUUGGUUAGAAUUGGUGAUGAAUACCUAAAAUUAGAUCAACAUUAUCAUCUAGCAACUAAGAACUAUAUGCAUUCUGGAUGCGACGGUUAUUCUAUGCUAAAAGAUGCGGAAAUAUUAAUGGGUGAAGACGCUUGUCCAGAAUUAGGUCUAGCAAUUACCAAUCAUUUCCAAGCUAUCAACAUAAGACUUGGAAAAACUAAGAAACAUUCUAAACAUAGACAAUCUCUAGUGACACUUUCCAGAAGACAUAGUUUGGUAAAAAUGUUAGAUGGUAAUGAAUUGGAUGGACCCCCUCCGUUACGCCGAGCCAGCACUAUAGAAACUUCUUCCAGUCCGCCGAUGCAUCAUUCCUCAAGGCUUACACGUAGAGCCUCACUUGAUGACCUCGAACAAGAAUCGUGUCAAUUAACUCCGAAAAUAGAUCAUCGAAUUAUUAUUAUCACCAGCGAAGAUAAAUAUAACGAACUGGUGUUGCAACGUCAAAGGAUAGAACAAGACUCGAUUAUAGAGGAAGUGGACGAAUAUUCUCCACAAAGUUAAUUAUAUGGCGAAUGAAGAAAAAUUCAAUUUUUACAUUUUAAUAAUUACUCAUUCAUAUUCAGUAUUUGUUUAUAAUCAUAAUACAACAAAUAUUUAAACAAUCAAAUACAUUUUAAAUUUCUUAUAACUGUUAAAAAUGAAUUUUUCUCAAACUAAUACAUUGUUUUUAAUGUUUGACAUAAAAUAAUUUCAACCUAGUUAACUAUCGUUAAGCCUUUUAAAGAACACCAACAAAGUAAUCAAGAAGUUUAAGGUGGUACCAUAUUGAUUUAUUAUCAAUUGCUGUUGCUUAUAUGUGUAGAGACAUGUGUCGAAUUAUUUCCUAGGAAAUAAUGUUGUUGCCUCAAUUGGUAGAAAAUAAUUUUAAAAACUGUUAAUGUUUUUGUCUAUUUCUACUCUGUACUUUGAUUAUAUUCAUAUAUAAGAGUUGUAAUUAAGGUGUGCUCAAGUAUAUCAUUUGCAAUUAUUGUAGUAUGUACAGUACCACCUUAAGAAGUGAUUUUAUCAAAAAUCUAAGGAUUUUUGUACAUGAACAUUCCACAACGAACUUGUUACUUACGGAACUUUCAUAACUUAUGCUGAAGUGUAUCUAUUGCUACAUAAUUAUGUACACGUCCGAUACAGUUCAGUGUCCAAGUUACACUUGAACUGAAUUUUAAUCAAUUAAAAAUUUAGUACAAAUCACUGAGAUUAAAAUCGAACAAAGCCUUCUCAACUAAGAUAGUAGCUUACUAAAAAUGUUUGUAAUAUACUGUAAAUUAUGCAUUACUAUUCUUCCAAUAAUAAGUGUUCUAGCGUGAAAGCACUUUUAUAUAUAACGCACCAAAACUAUUCCAUGUACCAAUGAUAAAAAAUCGAAGCACCAACUUUUGACUAAAUCUGAAAUUUACCGUUAUGUUUGUUUACGUAAUCCUAAUUUAAAAGUUAGCUUCUGUGUGAUAUAUGAAAAUUAUGUGCUGCUAUUUUUCCACAUUGGUUUAGUGAGUGCUUUUUACCGAUGGUAACAAUGGUAGUAUAGUGAAUGCACAGUUAUUUAAAAUCUGUAUAAGAGUAUAAUCUGUGACAGGUAGUAAAGAUAAAUGUUUGUCAAUUAA